AUGUGUGCACUCCUGGGCUCCUCAGUCCUCUGCAAUUCACACAGGAAACACCAGAGAAUGGGUGAAGGAAAAGCAUUUGUGUCAAAUGGGAAGUUCUGCUUUGUCCUGUGUGGCUGGAGGGUGGGAGCCCUGAUGGCUCUGUGUGUCCUGCAGCAGGCUCGAGGUCAUGUUCAGCUUCUCCCUCCUCAAAACGUGACCCUGCUGUCCAGGGAUUUUGCCAUGAUUUUGACCUGGGCUCCAGGGGAAGGCUCUCCCCCAGAUGUGACCUACACUGUGAGGUAUGAAAGCCAGGACCGCCUGGACAAAUGGAGGAAGGUUCCUCACUGCAGGAACAUCCCCAGGUCCUUCUGCAAUCUGACUUGUGCCCUCUCCAACCUCUACGUCAAGGUGCGGGCUCGGGUGAAGGCGGUCUGGGGCCGGUCCCAGUCGCCCUGGGUGAAAUCCCAGUUCAAGGAUUACUACUCAGAUGUGGAACUGGCUCCCCCUGUGCUCACCCUGAAGGUCAGGGACAAUUCCAUCCACGUCAGUGCCUCCUUCCCUCUGCCCACCUGUGUGGAGAACCUCACCUGGAAGUAUGACCUGAACCUCUGGGAAGCAGGAUCUGAAGACAAGCAGAAGAAAUACGAGGGUUACUUCAGGAAGGACACAGUGACCAUCAACACCACUGCCCUCAGAGGCAACUACUGCUUCAGUGCCAGGGCUGUCUAUGAAAGCAUCAACGUGAAGCACAGUGAAUUCUCCCAGCCUGUGUGUGUGCUGUUAAACCACAAAGCACAGUGGAAGUUCCCACUUCUGGUUGUGAUCCCUCUGUUUGUCCUCCCCAUCUUUGUGGCCAGUCCCUUCAUCUGCUGCCUGGUGAAGCAGGAGGCCAAGCAAAGGAAGAUGCCUCAGGUUCUGGAUUUCUCUCAAUUUAAAGCUGCUGGACCAACCUUCCCCCUGGGGCUUGGUGAAAAGGAAUUCUGCAGUGAUGAUCUGAGCUGCUCAGAGGAGCCAGUGCCUCAAAGGAGGACAAACAGAGCUUUAGGAGGACACCAGCUGCCACGGAGGGCUUCUUUCCCAUCAUCAUCAUCACUGUCAUCAUCGUGGUCAGAGGAUGAGGAGGAGGAAGGCAGCAGCACUUUGAUCCCAUACCACGAAAUGCCUCGGUAUCCAAAGAGAGGUCUCAGCUCUCAGCCAGCCCCAGCAGCUCUGGGGGAAAUCCUGGAUUCAGGGUCUGGAGAUCUCUCUGUGGCAUCUGUGCUUGACCUCAGAGCCCUGGGUUUCACCCUCCUUGCAGAGAGGAAGGGUGAGAGGGACACCUCAGGGUCCCAGGCACACGAGGAGCCCUCCCUGUACCUCUGCUCCUCCUUGGACAGGAUCUCCCUCGCUGAUGUGACGUUCCCAGGUGCCCCAGAGCAGGGCCAGGACCAUGGACACGGGGACGAGAGGCUGGGGACGAGCCCCCUGCAGCCCCUGCUGGGGGGGAUUGGUGCUGAACCCCACGAGCUGAACCCCAGGAAGGUUCCCCAUCCCUGCAGGGGUUACCAGAAAUCCAUCCCUGAUCCCAGCAGGCAGCUGCUCAUCCCCCUGUGGACACUGCAGCUGGCAGAGGAUGAAGGCAUUGCCAGUGACUGUGGCAGUGACAGCUUCACAGAGGGGACCCCUCCCGAGCCCACAGUGCUCAGUGACGCUUUUGGGACUUCAGGUACAGAGGGAAAAUGUGAUCCAAAGCUGCAAUUCCCAGGCUAUGAGCACUCACAUUACUUGGGAAGGAUCUGAAGUGCCCAGCAGGUCUGGGCAGUGCCUGGAAAUCCUGGGGAGCUCCAGAUGUCCAAGCAAGGAUCCUUGAACAAGGACGAAAACUGAUGUCUGACCUAUCAAGGCAAUGGCUUCAGGGACACAAAAGUGCAAUUUAUUGCUAAGUCACCUCUGUGCUGUCACUGUCAGGGGUGGGGAGGCAGGGACACCUCUGAGGGAGCCCCCAGCAAACAGACCCACUGCCUGUGGGUCACCUCAGACUCCAGAACAAGGGCCUGAAAAUGCAGUGUUGUGCCUGCACGUGCAUCUGGAGCACAUUUUGAACUGCUUUGUAUCACUUUUGCUUCCCUGUAAGUCCAGAGCUUGAGUGGAAGUUCCUUACAGAGACAUUCAGCAAGAUCUGGUUUUUGUGGCAGGAAGGGUUCUCCACCUCAUCCUGCAGAAAUCACCUUCUGUGUUCCAGCAGAGGGAACUGAAGCCAAAGUGUGCA
This is a messenger RNA of Melospiza melodia melodia, 2227 nucleotides long. RefSeq names its product interferon lambda receptor 1 (gene IFNLR1). The record is from RefSeq and is a predicted model, not a curated record. The coding region runs from base 1 to 1758 and encodes 585 amino acids. NCBI's taxonomy places the organism in Eukaryota, Metazoa, Chordata, Aves, Passeriformes, Passerellidae. The transcript has 7 exons. Gene Ontology annotation, biological process: cytokine-mediated signaling pathway. Gene Ontology annotation, molecular function: protein binding; cytokine receptor activity. Gene Ontology annotation, cellular component: plasma membrane.